AUGCAAGGAGUGGGGUCAUAUAGAGGAGCGACAGAGGAGGAAGGGGAGUUGCCUGCUGCAGCACUGGCUGACCAUGCAUGUGCAGCCAUGAGUGAACUGCAAGAGGCGGCGAGGACGCGAGGAGGGGAGGGGAAGGAAAAGGAAGGCGAGGAAGGUGGAGAGAGGGGGUAUGAGGUGGGGGAGCGGGUGUGGGCAGCGUAUAUGGAGACACUAAACCAUGCAGGGCGGUAUGAGGCGAGCAUUGCUGCAUGGCCGCAUGUCAUGGCCAUCAAGAGAGGGACGGGAGAGUGGGCGGAGGGCGAGGAGGGGGUGAUGGGUGAUGCAAGCAGAGGGAGGGUGGGGGAGUGGGAGCGUGCAGCGCGGGGCACGUGUACGGGAAGCAGGGAAGCAGCAGCAGAUGGGGGGGGGGAUCUGCCUGGGCUGCGCGCGUGCAAUGCGCACCUCGCAGCGCUGGCAGGAGCAGCAGUGGCUGCGAGCGGGGCGGGUGGGAGCAGGAGGGAGGUGGAGAGGCGAGGCGAGGAGGCGGAGGGGUUUUUCAGGGUGAUGCUGCGGGCGGAGAGAGGGCCGCUCACUGCUGCUGUGAACGCGCUGCUGCACAUGUACCUCCACCAGUCACGCUUGAAUGACCUUGAAAGGCGGUUUCAGGGGAUGAAAGAGAUAGGGUGCCUCCCCGACCGCACGUCCUACCACCUGCGCCUGGCAGCACACACCAAAGCGGGCAACCUGGGCAUGGCGAAAAAAAUCUUCCUCGAGAUGACCUCCAACCAGGACAUUGGCGUUGACGCUCACACCUACAACCUCGUCAUAGCCGCAUGCGGCGCAGCAGGCGACACUCGAUCCGUCCGUUCGCUGUAUCUGGACAUGGUCGGGAACAGGAAGGACCGGGGGAAGAAGCCUGGUAUGGUGCUGGUGGGGGCAGCGAGGGAAGCGGCGGAGGCUGUGGUGGGGAAGUUGAGGGUAGAGAGGGAUGAGACAUGGAGCAUGAAGCUGAGUAAGGAGCAGCGGCAGGUGUUGGCAGGGGUGCUGCUGGGUGGGGCGCGGAUUGCUACGCAGGACAACGAACGGACGUACGAGAUUCAUUUCGAGCAGCCGUUGGAUAAUCCUGGCCGUGUAGAGCUGCUGGAGGGGCUGUACAGGGCGUUUGGCUCGUGGGCGAGUGCGCCGCCCAGAAACAUGCUCCUGCUCAUGCCGCCCGCCCCAGACGCUCCUCCCGAUGCUGCCGCUGCCGCUGCCGCCGUCGCUAAUGCCGCCGCUGCAGCCAAUCCGACUCCUUCCUCCUCUUCCUCCACCGCCCCACCUGCCGACGUCUUAGCAGCAGCGGGGGUGCGUCCCAUCCGCGUGCGUCACUUCGCCACCAUCCCGCACACGGCCCUCCGCUACCACGCGCAGCGCUACCACCCCCAGGGGCCCCGCGUCAUUCCCAAGCUCAUACAGCGCUGGCUCACCCCCAAGACUCUCGCCCACUGGUACAUGUACAGUGGAAGGCGGUGUGAGGAGACCGGGGGGAUAAUUCUGCAUGCGAAGCAGUACUCGAGUCGGGAUUUGAGGAGGAUUGCCCGUGCGCUGUGCGUGUCGGUGCGGGAUUGUAGCGUGAAGAUGAGGGUAAGGGGGAAAGAGGGUGGGUGGGAGGAGGAUGAGGAGGGGGAGAGGAUGGUGGGGGAUUCAGUGAUGGGUAGGGAGGGCAGAGGGGAAGUGAGGGGAGAGGAGGGGAAAGUGGGUGCAGAGGUGUGGUCUGAUGACGCAUGGGGUUUUGAUGGACAGGAUGAGAGGGAAAGAGAUGAAGAUGAGGAGGACGAGGAGGACGAGGAGGAAGAAGAGGGGGAGGAGGAAGAUGAUCAAGAGGAAGGAGAAGAGGAUGAGGAUGAUGGCGACGGUGAUUGGGACGACGGGGGGAAUGAAGAGUGGGAAGAAGGGGAGGAGGCGGAGCUUGACAGGGAGGAGGGUGAUGCAGGAGAAGGGCAGAGCGACGAGAGAGAAGGGCGAAGCGUUGGCCGGGCAGGGCUUGAGCAGCAAGAGGAGCCGCAAGAGGAGCAUGAGGAGCAUGAGGGGCAAGAGGGGCAUGAGGGGCAUGAGGGGCAAGAGGAAGUGGACAAAUUUGAGCGGAAGAGAUUCAGUCGAGGCAGGUUUAGGGAGAGAGAGAAGGAGAAGGACACAAGGGAGGAGAUCGGGCUGAACGAGUGGAUGCCUCUGGGGCUUGCUCUGUACAUGGAGAAGGUGCAGACACCCGUGUUCAAGAAGAAACCCAAGAAGCGGAGGAAGGUUGAGGGGGUCUCUGGCGCGGUACAUGGAGAAGGUGCAGACCCCCGUGUUCAAGAAGAAACCCAGGAAGCGGAGGUGAUGCAGUUGAGGGUUUUGGGUUUGGAGAGGUUCAGAAAAAACGCCAUAGCAGAUUUAGCAGCACCCAGCACCCAACGCACGUCUCUACCCUCCGCAGCACGCGUGACUAUAACGGGCGGCAUGGCGGCGGUGAGCGCGGACGCGGUGUGCGCGUGGCUGCUGCAGACGACGAGCGCGGACGAGGCGACCGUGCGAUCCGCCAGCUCGGCGCUAGAGGAAGCUUCCAAGCACCCGGGAUUCCUGGGCCACGUGCUUUCCGUCGCAGCAGUGCCCAACUCCCCAGCAGCUCUCCCCGCGGUCCUGUAUUUCAAGAACGUGGCAGUGGCCAAGUGGAGGGGAGCGGGCAGCAAGGGGCGGGUGCAGCUGCCGGGGGGGAAGGAGGAGCAGGAGGCGGUGCGGGUUCAACUGGUGGAGGUGCUACUGCGAUGUGGCCAGGGGAAGAUUCUGAGCGUGCUUAUCGAAGCGUUCUCUGUUGUUGUUCGCACCGAGUUGGCGUCCCCCUCCGGCUGGCCACAACUGCUCCCAGGGCUCAAGGCAGCGCUUCUCUCCAGCGAUCUCAUCCGAGCCGUUGGUUCUGCCUCCACCACUGCUCCUGGGCCGUCGGAUCCUGCCUCUGCAGCAGCGGCGACAUUCUCUACAGUCACUGUGCUUACAGUCCUUCGUGCGGUCACCAAGCCAUACCGGUACUUCCUCGACCCUACCAACGACAAGGAGCCGGUGCCGCCAGUGCUGGAAGCCAUUGCAUCGGACCUGCUGCUGCCCCUCAUGCCCCUCAUGCAUCACCUCCUUGCGGCUCAGGCGCAGCAGCCAAACCCUCAAGCACCAUCCGCACAGGAUGAAGCGCUGCUGCUCAUUCUCAAGACUCUCCACCUCUCUGUUCAGAGCCACAUGCCGUCGGCCAUCCGCAAGCACAUAGACAGCAUAGUCCCAGAGCUGCUGCUGCUGCUCUCACACUGCCCGCCCAACCUCGCCGCCGCCGCUGCGUCACUCUUUCCUCCUCUCCCCACUACCGCACCUCCUCUGCUCUUUGGACUCCCUUCUCCAUUCCCUCUCCAUCUUCCCGUCCCUUUCCUUUUCCCCUCCCGUUGCCUGUCCCACCCACCGUGUGCGCCUUCCAGGCACUUUCCUGCCAUGGUGGAUGGCAUCACAGGCAUCGUCUGCAACUCACUGUGGACCAAUAAGCUCCCCUUAGCAGCCCGUCGUGUUAUCGCAGUGGCAUUCACCGCCAUCUCUCAAGUGCUCGACUCCGCUCCGGGCUGGAAGGUAGUGGCUCCGCAGUUCGCCCAUCUCCUAGAGGCCGCCAUCUUCCCUGCGCUCUGCCUGCAUCCCCAAGAUUUGGAGCUGUGGGAUGAGGACGAGGAGGAGUAUGUUCGACGUAACCUACCCACAGAUCUAGAUGACAUGGAUGAAAUCGAGAGCUAUGACCCACGGCAGUGUGCUGCUCAUUUGCUGGCGCUCAUUGCCACCUCCAAGGGAAGCCCAGCCAAAGGCAAGCCAGGUGCCACAGGCGCGGCGGCACCGUCCAAGUCCACGUCACCAGCAGCAGGCAGAAGGAGACAACGAAGGCCAGCCGCCACCAAGGACACUGACGCAGCAGCGGCUACAGUGGUGCUUCCCUUCCUCUCCAGGUUCCCUCUCCCAGCUGAUGCUGCCGUGGCUCUGGACGGCAUAUUCGUGGCGGGGGCAGGGGGAGGUCAGGCUCCUGCCGAUGCUGCCAGUGCUGCUGUCGUCCAUGCUUUGAGCGCCAGCCAGCCCAUUGGAGCAUCUGCCAUCUCCUAUCCGCGGUUCCGUUUCCCGUUACCCCAAGUUAUCUUGUCCCUCCCUCACCUCUCCCCUCGCCCACGUUCCUCCCCCUCUCCACACCUUGGCAAAACUUUGAGCGCCAGCCAGCCCAUUGGAGCAGCUGCUAUCUCCCCACCCCCCCCGGUUCCGUUUCCCUACUUGGAGCGCCAGCCAGCCCACCUCCAGCAGCUGACUUAUCCCUCUGUUUCGUGCUCCCCCAACUUAACCUCACCCACCCUUUCUCCCUCUUCCCCCUCCCCACCCCCCCCCUCUCUACACCCCCCGCAGUACUUCGAGCGCCAGCCAGCGCAACUGGAGCAGCUGCUGCCAGCACGCGUGCUGCCCCUCUUCUCGCAGCGCCACGUCAGCGCCGUCCUAUUGGCCUCCGCCACGUGGCUGCUGGGAGAGCUCUCCGCCGCCCUGCCUGAGUCGCUGCACAGCCCUGUGUACGAGGCGAGCAUGAAGGCCAUGGCAGCGGGGGACGCGGAGGGGCAGUCAUGGGCGGCGGUGCGCACUGCUGCGUCACAUUGCAUCUCCUACCUCAUCCAGAAUGAGGUGGAGCCGUCUGAUUGGCUGGCAUUCCUGCAAGCAGUGGUAGCAGCAACAAGAGCAGGGGAAGAAAAGGAGGCGGUGAGGGCGCUGGAUCUGCUGGAAUCAGUGGCAGUGGAAGGAGGCGAGGGCGUGCACUCGCACCUGCCCGCUAUCAUCUCUGCUGUUGCAGAUGACACCUGCGCAGCUCUGCCUCCCCCAGAUCAGCCCUGGUCACAGCGUGUGUGGGCGCUCUUCUCAGCACUCGCCUCGCUGGUUGAGUCAUGGGCCGAUGACGAGCUGCCAGGGGGGGACGAGGAGGAGGAGGAGGAAGGGGAGGAGAGGGGAGGGAAGGAGGCAGCAGGGGCGGAGGAGAGGAGUCGCCGGGCAGUGGAGGUGGCAGCGUCUGUAGCUCGCGUGCUGCGAGUGGCGUGGCUGAAUGAACCUGUGGAUCUGUCCCUCUUAAAGCCACAGCCAGCAGCCGCUUUAGACGGCGAGGAGGAUAAGGAGCCGCCCCCCACCUCGUGGUUUGACGCCUCUCUGCUGCUCUCCUUCGUCCUCAAAGCCGCUGCCAAUGCCCCAGCUUCACCUCCCUCCACCGCUGCUGCUACAACCACUGCUGCUACAGCCGGUGCUGCUACAGCCGGGGAUGCGGCAGCGCUGGUGGCGCAGUGGGGGGUGGUUCCGCUGCUGCACAAGUGGGUGGAGCUGGUCGCAGAGUGGACGGCAUGGGAGGAGGAUGAGGACGAGGCAGUAUUUCAGACGAUUGACUCGCUGCUCCUGCUGCAGGGCCGGACUCCAGUACCAGAUUUCAUAUCCUGGGCCCCUCCGCCGCCUCCCCUGCCGCCCGUGCCGCCCCGCUCCAUCCUCGAAGGCAUCGCGUGCUUCGUCUCAUCCGCGCUAUCCGACGGCUCUCCUGCUGCCACGUGGCGAGCAUCCAGGCACUCGCACACGCUGCUGAAUGCUGCUGCCGUGGCACUCAAUGGCGGCCCUGCUGCUGCUGCCCUGGCUGCACGGUUUGCCGAGCCCGCGUUGGACGAGAAUCUUGACGAUGCUGAGCUGGAGGUGGCACUGUCAAGAGGCGAUGCGCCGAGGCACCACAGGCGCCCCUCACCUCACCAUAAUGCGAGUGUGCGCUCUCUUUUCACCACUGCUCUCUUCUCUCUUUUCCCCAUGACUGACCCCAUCCAGCCUACAUUGGACGAGAAUCUUGACGAUGCUGAGCUGGAGGCGGCGCUGAUGAGGCGAUACGCCGAGGCGGCGAAGAUGAUUGGCUCUCUGGAGGAGGACGAGGCUGACGUGGAGGAUGAGUAUGGUGUCGAGCUGGAGCUAGGGCUGCAGGACGAGCAGGCGAUCAUCAGGGCGUGCCUGCAGCAGCACGGGUCCUCCCUUGCUUUGCACAUGCUUACUUUCACCCCGUUACUCUCCCCGACACCCGCCCGCCCUUUCACUGCAGGCCUCACAGGGCUACAGGACGAACAAGCGAGCAUCAGGGCGUGUCUGCAGCAGCACUGGGCGGCUCUGGGCCGCCAGGUCGUGGCACUCAAGCCAUCGCUCUCCGCUGACUUCGCUCAGGCCUUCCCUCCGGCCAAGCCAUUCCUUCUCUGA
Messenger RNA from Closterium sp. Yama58-4, 6255 nucleotides. The record is from the annotation of a GenBank genome assembly. NCBI's taxonomy places the organism in Eukaryota, Viridiplantae, Streptophyta, Zygnematophyceae, Desmidiales, Closteriaceae.